Molecule: messenger RNA, 1062 nt
Organism: Notolabrus celidotus (New Zealand spotty)
Lineage: Eukaryota; Metazoa; Chordata; Actinopteri; Labriformes; Labridae
Product: protein FAM107B
Exons: 5
Coding region: 285-797 (170 amino acids)
Biological process (GO): actin filament polymerization; regulation of actin cytoskeleton organization; actin filament bundle assembly
Cellular component (GO): stress fiber; neuron projection; synapse
Source: RefSeq, a predicted model, not a curated record
AUUACCUUUAACUGGAUCUACUCUUGUAAAGUUCUGUACUUGACUGGUAAACAUACUCCCAGUACUUUUGGCCUCUUCUCCAGCCCCAGGGUUUGUCUUCCACUUGAUUGCUGUUUCUCUCGGAGCAUCAUCAUUGGUCCAUACACAGAACAGUUUCCCCUCUCUGGCAUUCUUGGCCGCUGGAAAAGAGAGAGAGAAAGAGGGAGAGUAAACCCAAAGUAUUAUUGAAACUCUGUCCACUGUGAGCCUAGGAAGUGUCUGUGAGGGCACCACAGCCUGAGGACAUGGGAGUCUCUCAUGGCAAGAAGAGAGAUCUCCAACAUUUGCCACGUAGAAGCAAGACACACCUGAACAAGUCUGAAAUGCAGACACGCAAAACUGAACAGCAAGAUCUGUACUCAGAGUUUCAAGCUCCUCCACUACAGAAUGAGGAGGAGAGCUGUGAUCUCAUCAAACCUCAAAAACCUCUCAAUCCUAUAACAGCCUCCAAGAACCACCAGGAGCUCCACAGAGAACUGCGUCUGACCCACAACAGGAGAGUGCUGCAAGAAGGAAAGAGUGAACUCCAGAGGGCUUUAGAAAAGAGAAAAUGGGAACAAAGGAUGAAGGCAAGCAGGGAUCAGAAUGAGGCACAGAAGAGCGGAUCACCGCUUCAGCAAGAGCUGCUGAGGAGACAUCAGCGGCUAGAAAAGCUGGAGAGAGACAAAGAGCGACUGCGAGAGGGACCAGAGUUCCUCCAAGUCAAAGAGAGACUGAGGAGAACCGCUGUGGUGGAUGCAGGAGAAAAAGAAGUGUGACAGUUAUGAUGUUGGAUUGUAUUUGUAUGUUUUCUGUUGACAGUCAGCUCAAUGGACUGUUUUGGAUAAGUGACUGGUUUGACAAAAACUGAUCACCUCUGUGGGCGUGGGAGUUUAUGUUUUUUACAGAGGUAGUAGAGGAGAAUAAGAUAUAUCGUAAGACAGUAGCUAUACAUGUAACAGUCCUCUGGGAAUUCACAUGCUACUGAAUGAUUGUUUUAAUAUUUUUUUAAAUCUCAUCGCAUGUCUUUAGUACGUCCAGCUU